Molecule: messenger RNA, 2226 nt
Organism: Asterias rubens (European starfish)
Lineage: Eukaryota; Metazoa; Echinodermata; Asteroidea; Forcipulatida; Asteriidae
Exons: 6
Coding region: 382-1257 (291 amino acids)
Source: RefSeq, a predicted model, not a curated record
UCGGUCGGUCGUGGGGAAACCCCAGGUACGGCAGAUUUCGCAAUGGUUGUUUUUACUUAUCAUUUGAGUGCUAUAAAAGAGACGUGGAAGACGAAAGGCUACAUACAUUUUCCAGAGACCAUAACCUGAAGAAACGACACAUCUGCUAUUUGCACGCCGCACAUGUCUACACAAACUUCACUUGCACUGCAAACAGUCAUUUGAUUCUUUUGUUGAACGACGACCAACCAAAGUGAAAACUCACUGAUCCAAUCAACUCAAAUCAAUCACUGCACUUCAUUUCAAAAGUUGUGUUCGGUUUUUGCAUUACAUCAACUAGUUUCAUCAAUCAUUGGAGACUCUCGUUGCGUUAAUCACAACAACAAGACAAGGCAAAACAACAUGCUGGGCCAUCAAAAUAACGACGAAACAGACAGCAGAGCAAGACCCUUGACUCCUCUGAUGUCGUUAUUCCGUAAGAUCAAACCGAAGCGGCGCCAUGGCUCAGGAAGCCCAGAAGUCACAAGAGUAAAAAUGGACAGACCUAGAAAUCGUAAACGAGACAGCGGGACAUCAUCUUUGGACUCCGAAGUGGUGGCUUAUACAGAAGAGAUACAGGAGAGUCGACUGACCGCAUCAAGCAUGUCGAGUGAUGUUGUACUAAAGCCGCCGGGGAAUAAAGAGAUUGUUUCUCUAAUCUCAGAGAAGAGUAGAGAAGGCGAUGGAAUGCUACGAGUAACAUCGGACCGAUGGGAUGUCAAAGGUCGACAGGGGGAAGACUUGUUUAAAGUCGACUGCUCGGGGCAAUACGAUGACCCAGGAACCAAAUUCUUGUGGUAUAAACCGAAACCCACAGUAGAAGAACAUGAGAACUGCUUGGGCGCAUAUCUGAAUGCGGAGGACCCCACCAAGAAGUUUCCAACAACGGGAAGUGUGGAGCAGCAAUACCCCUUCAGGCUCUGCUGCCAUAAAAUGAAGGACGGGAAGAUUCACUUGGCUGCACACAAGGCGCCAACAGGAGCUAAAGACUCGGAAGGUCUCCUCUACGUCUGUAAACUCCAGGAGAGAAGCGGUAUCAUCACACUUCAGGAGAAUGUUUCCCACUCGGACAAGCCCUUGGCCGGAUCUUUCAUCGGCGCUACGAACACCGGCCAGGUCAAGAUGUUCCCUCCGAGUCUAUUCGAACCUUACACGGGCAACCCGUUUGCAUAUUUCUACCUCAUGGACCUGGACGAUGAGAAGACGGAAUCCAUGAAGCGGAUGAACGGAGAGAAAUGAGGUAGUUUUCGUGUGUUUUUUUGUUGUUGUGCUUUUGAUGAAAAAAAAGUGAACGGCUUCACGGUGUGGAGAACCAGCAUGAAAUACCUACAGGAGGUUGAGUGUAGGCAUGGACCCGGAGUUGUGGGCUCAAGGGGUAAAAAAAUAGUACUUAUAACUAUUUUUUUUGCCUGUUUUUUUUAUACUAUAUUUGUUCUGUGUGGUUAGUGGUAUUACCAUGCGUAUAUCUACUUACAUGUAGCUGCGUAGACUUGUAACUUAUAUUAUUAGACUACCUAGCUAAUAAUAAUAAUAAUAAGUAAGACUUGUGAAGCUCAUAUUCCAGAGAUACAAUGCGCUGCUUAAGAUUGCUACAAAAUCGGUCAGUUAAUGGGCGAGAAGAGAACAGUUUAGUUUACAUACUUCUCAAAACAACUUAGUUGCUUCUGGAAUUCAGCAAAUUUAAUUGUUUCGGAAUAAAUCACUUAUGUGGUUAACCAUGAUCUUUUUGAUCGACCACAACAGCAGGAAACAAAAAGUGUAGACAGGGUACUUAGAGGAUGUUUAUCUCAACAUUGGAGGAUAUCGGGUCAUCUGUAAUCUGACGCAUGUUUUUUUAUAUUUUUUUGCAAUUGUUGAAAAGGAACUGGAGUGGAGUUUUUCUUUUAGGGGGGUGGUGUCUUGUUCAAGGUACUAAACAGGAUUGGUGAAAAUGUUUGUACUCUUCCAAUAACCAAUGAUGCAAGAUAUAUUUAAUAAUUAUGUAUAGUAAUAAUGUUUAAUAAUAGUAUGCGUAGUAGUACGAUUGUGCUACCACCAUUGUAUGAUAGCCACUGUAUACUUUAGAAAAAGGUGUAGCAUUAAACUUGCAGGUACAACCCUGUUUAAAACUCUUGCAGGAAAAGUUAUGGUUAUGGGCCCACUUUCAUAAAGCCUGUGAGCACAACAAACUUGCUAAGCAUGGAAAAGUAUUGCUCAACAGAAAAAGGU